AUGAACCGGCGCAGCAAGACAUCGAGCCCAACACCCGGUUCACCGCGACCUGCGGUGAAGAAUAUCCUCAAAAGUGUCGAGAGCCAUGUUCGCCUGAUGUCCCACCUCGAAAACACGUCCACUUCCUCCAGCUACACUGCCCUGCGCCUCAAGAACGCGCAGACGGAGAAGUGGUCAGACCCGUUCAACGUCACGCGUGUUCAUCGCGCUACCCCGACAGACACCUUCUACCAGGAUGUCAUCGCCCCAUGCGUGGCAAACUGCAUGGCGGGACAAAGUUAUCUCUUCUUAGUGAGCGGCCCAUGCGAGAGCGGCCGCAGUCAGACGCUCUACGGCAGCCCACACCACAGCGAGAAGGGCAUCAUUGAGUUCGCUGCGGAGGAGCUGUUGCGCUACGCCGCAAUGCCGCUGAGCGGUGGUGAUGGUGAUGCCAACAGCAGGAACCGCGCGACGGUAACGCACUCGGCAUUUGUCACGCGUGGGGCGCAGAUCAUCGAGACAGUAAGCGGUGAGUCAGUGCNGAGAAGGGCAUCAUUGAGUUCGCUGCGGAGGAGCUGUUGCGCUACGCCGCAAUGCCGCUGA
Trypanosoma grayi is the source of this 582-nucleotide messenger RNA. RefSeq lists its product as hypothetical. NCBI's taxonomy places the organism in Eukaryota, Euglenozoa, Kinetoplastea, Trypanosomatida, Trypanosomatidae. Bases 1 to 582 code for a protein of 193 amino acids. The transcript has a single exon. The record is from RefSeq and is a predicted model, not a curated record.